CAUCUCUAACCCUGGGCAUAAACUCUGAUUCUUCUCAUACUGGCAUGCUGACAAAGAAGUCGCAGCUACUUUAAAAAAAAGUUUCUAAAAACUUCUAGGAUAUUAAGAUGCCUCGAUCUUUCCUGGUGAAAAAACACCUCAGUCACAAGAAGCCAGAUUAUGGCACAUUGGAUUCACAGAGUGGUGAUCCUCACACACAAAUGAUCCCUGUGCUGUCUUCGAGCUCUGAACUCACCUCUUCUUAUCCUGAUGAAAGUUUUAUUCCUGGGCCAUGCCUAUUGAACCAAGCCAUAAGGUCAGCGUCACAGACGAGCUCCAUUUGUGCCGUGAUUGAACCGCAGCCUUUACAGACCUCCAGACUGCUUUCAGAAGGACACGCUUGCAUCCGACCUGUGAAUCCAAGCCCUCUGCGAGCCUGUGAGCCCGCGGCACCACAGCGUGAUCAGAACAACAGAGCAUUGCUGGACAGGGUGGUGUCUGAUGUUACCAUUUCCCUGUUAGGUCUUGCUUCAAAGGGCAACAUCCAGGAGCACUUUGAGUGUUUUGACUGUCAUAAAACCUACUUCACCUUCUCUGGCCUGGCCAAACACAGACAGCUUCAGUGUGAGUGGCCGUGUCAGAAAUACUUCAGCUGCAAGUACUGCGACAAGGAGUAUGUGAGUCUUGGCGCUCUGAAGAUGCACAUCCGCACACAUACACUGCCAUGUGUGUGUAAGCUGUGUGGCAAAGCCUUCUCCAGGCCCUGGCUGCUUCAGGGACACAUACGCACACACACAGGUGAGAAGCCAUUCUCAUGUCCUCACUGCAGCCGAGCAUUUGCUGAUCGCUCGAACCUGCGCGCUCACCUGCAGACACACUCCGAAGUUAAGAAGUAUCAGUGUAGGACCUGCUCAAAGACAUUCUCCAGAAUCUCACUUCUGUCCAAACACGAAGAGGCUGGCUGUUGCCUGACAUCCUGAAGGUCAAGCAUUACCUUCUAUCAUCACACCAUGACACUUGAGGCCCUGGUUUCUCUCAGGUUACCUGAGCACUGUGAUGUUUAUAUAUGAGAGGAAACUGGGAGUCUGCACUGUUCUAACUCAUUUUGGAAACACUGUUUCUUUAAGGUUUGUAUAUUUGUAAGUGUUUAUGUUAAGCAACUUGCAUGAACUGCAGGGAUCUUCUGUUCAAGAUUUUCUAUAG
Molecule: messenger RNA, 1182 nt
Organism: Tachysurus fulvidraco (yellow catfish)
Lineage: Eukaryota; Metazoa; Chordata; Actinopteri; Siluriformes; Bagridae
Gene: snai3
Product: snail family zinc finger 3
Exons: 3
Coding region: 108-959 (283 amino acids)
Biological process (GO): regulation of DNA-templated transcription
Molecular function (GO): RNA polymerase II cis-regulatory region sequence-specific DNA binding; DNA-binding transcription factor activity, RNA polymerase II-specific
Source: RefSeq, a predicted model, not a curated record